Octodon degus (degu) is the source of this 684-nucleotide messenger RNA. RefSeq names its product MAP6 domain containing 1 (gene Map6d1). NCBI's taxonomy places the organism in Eukaryota, Metazoa, Chordata, Mammalia, Rodentia, Octodontidae. Gene Ontology annotation, cellular component: Golgi-associated vesicle; microtubule; cis-Golgi network. Gene Ontology annotation, molecular function: calmodulin binding; microtubule binding. The record is from RefSeq and is a predicted model, not a curated record. Bases 1 to 561 code for a protein of 186 amino acids. The transcript has 3 exons. Gene Ontology annotation, biological process: regulation of microtubule cytoskeleton organization; microtubule cytoskeleton organization; cytoskeleton-dependent intracellular transport.
AUGGCGUGGCCCUGCAUCAGCCGCUUGUGCUGCCUGGCGCGGCGCUGGAACCAGCUGGACCGCUCCGACGUGGCGGUGCCGCUCACCCUGCACGGCUACGCGGAGCUCGAGCUCGAGCGCGAGGAGUCGAGCCCGGGCGGCGCCACCCCAGGCAGGAGCGCGCACCCCACGGGUGCCCGGGACGCCGGCAGGGCCGUGCCGCUCACUCAAUAUCAGUGCGAUUUCGGGGUGUGCGCGGCGCCCCGAGAUGCGGCACCGGGACCGAGUGGCCGCAGGGCCAAGUCCUCAGCGCCCCUUGCGCGGGGUGUCUACGUGCUGCCCGUCGGCGAUGCGGACGCGGCUGCUGCGGCCACCACGUCGUACAGGCAGGAGUUCCAGGCGUGGACUGGAGUGAAGCCCUCAAGAGCCACCAAGGUGAAGCCAGCCAGAGUCACCACGACCCACAGCUCGGGGUGGGAUGCCAGCCGGGGGCCUGGGUUCCAGGUCUCCGAGGUGAGGAACUUUACACCUAACCCCUCAGCCAUCUUCCAGGCUUCUGCUCCCCGGAUUCUCAACGUGUGACACCUGGGGAGGCUGAGUGGCUGUGGGGAGCGGCUCUGCCAGGGCUGCAGGCCUGGGGUGCAACAGAGUUGGGGGGGUGCUGGAAAAAUGACACCCCAGCUCUGCCAGCCUCCAGCAGCCUUU